Molecule: messenger RNA, 2890 nt
Organism: Oncorhynchus tshawytscha (Chinook salmon)
Lineage: Eukaryota; Metazoa; Chordata; Actinopteri; Salmoniformes; Salmonidae
Product: dual specificity protein phosphatase 22-A
Exons: 8
Coding region: 316-1608 (430 amino acids)
Biological process (GO): protein dephosphorylation; regulation of cell population proliferation; positive regulation of JNK cascade
Cellular component (GO): cytosol
Molecular function (GO): protein tyrosine/serine/threonine phosphatase activity
Source: RefSeq, a predicted model, not a curated record
UACGGUCCUUUGUACCAAUGAAAUCCUUUAUCGGGGGAAACCCGGAAGAGGAUUAUGGAGCGAAGGUUACACAGAGCAGCGUUAUGGCGAUCGUCUGCUGAAGCAAUGUAGACAAAGCGGUCAAAAGUACACCCAUGUUGAUCUACAGAGGCGCAAAGUGGUCUCACUCGUGACGGACCGACCAUUUCGCACGCACCCCUUCAUGUUAGUGAAAGUCCGUCCAUGUUCUUUUCCAAUAUUUUGCGUUGUUGCAUUGAGACGUAAAUACUCAGCUGUUUUUUAAAUACUUCAUAAUCUUUAUCGCCUGCGAGAGACAUGGGGAAUGGAAUGAACAAGGUUGUUGAUGGGCUCUACCUGGGAAAUAUCAGAGACUCUGAGAACAGAGAAAGUUUGUCCCAGAACAACAUCACCCACAUCCUGUCUGUGUAUAACAAUGCUAAACCCGUGCUGGAGGACAUGACCUACCUGUGUAUCCACGCAGCUGAUGCGUCUAGCCAGAACCUUUCACAGCAUUUCAAAGAGAGCAUCAGGUUCAUCCAUGAAUGUCGUCUAAAUGGAGGGGCCUGUCUGGUGCACUGCCUGGCCGGUGUGUCCCGUAGUACUACCAUGGUGGUGGCCUACCUGAUGACCGUCACCACCUACAGCUGGGAGGAGUGUCUGUCGGCUGUCAAGGCCGUGCGUUCCUUCGUAGGCCCGAACUAUGGCUUCCAACAGCAACUACAGGAGUACCAGAUGAACCAAGUCACAGAGCCACCCACCACUCCAUCCAACACCUGUCUACCAGAAGCCCAUGAUGUGCUGUUCAACACCUGUCUACCAGAAGCCCAUGAUGAGCUGUUCAACACCUGUCUACCAGAAGCCCACGAUGAGCUGUUCAACACCUGUCUACCAGAAGCCCACGAUGUGAUGUUCAACACCUGUCUACCAGAAGCCCAUGAUGAGCUGUUCAACACCUGUCUACCAGAAGCCCAUAAUGAGCUGUUCAAAACCUGUCUACCAGAAGCCCAUGAUGAGCUGUUCAACACCUGUCUACCAGAAGCCCACGAUGAGAUGUUCAACACCUGUCUACCAGAAGCCCAUGAUGAGCUGUUCAACACCUGUCUACCAGAAGCCCACGAUGAGCUGUUCAACACCUGUCUACCAGAAGCCCACGAUGAGCUGUUCAACACCUGUCUACCAGAAGCCCACGAUGAGCUGUUCAACACCUGUCUACCAGAAGCCCACGAUGAGCUGUUCAACACCUGUCUACCAGAAGCCUAUGAUGUGCUGUUCAACACCUGUCUACCAGAAGCCCACGAUGAGCUGUUCAACACCUGUCUACCAGAAGCCCAUGAUGUGCUGUUCAACACCUGUCUACCAGAAGCCCAUGAUGUGCUGUUCAACACCUGUCUACCAGAAGCCCAUGAUGAGCUGUUCAACACCUGUCUACCAGAAGCCCAUGAUGUGCUGUUCAACACCUGUCUACCAGAAGCCCAGCGGUGUGGAACACAUCUAAGCUGCAUAACCUUGAUUAGUGAACACACAGGUGCCAAAAGUACCGGGCGUGGCUGCGGGCCAGUUUCUGCCACAGUCCCUUCAAGGACCAGGAGCAGGUGGGAGCGCUGCUGAACCAGUACAUAGAGCAGCAGCAGCAGGAGAACCAGAGGAGAGGAGGGGACCAGGGCUGGAUGAACCAGGCCUCCAGUGUCUACCCUCUACCCUACAAUGCCUACAAUGGCUCUGGGGGCAACAGAUGAGCCAAGGGGCCUCGAGUCUCCCUGGUCCCACCAACCUCCAGCUCAGGCCUGCCUGGAGAGUGACACAAUGGCCCAGUCCCAAAAUCACCCCUAGGCACUUAGAUCUGAAAGGAUCGGAUGGGUGUAAGUAGGGCCAGGGGUUUCUCUUGAUCAAGACAUUCUCCAGACCCUAGUCAUAAGCAAUAUGGGAAUAGCUCCACCCUGCCCUCUGAUAGACUAGGUGGAAUUGUCACCCUAUUGCCUGUAACUAUUUACUACUUACAGGUCCCAAGUGCAUAGGGGUAUUUUGGGGGCAUUGGCUAACUGACUCUCUCACCACUGCACUACCUCCCAUAUCCCUUGUCACCUUCACCACUGAACUGACCUUAGUGCAGCCUGAUCAGGAGCUCUGAUGCUCACUGAAGCCUUAGUCCAAACACCUCCACACCUCAACACCUUGACCUUACAGCCACAUACUACCAUGAGGCUUCACCUGUCCUAUAACCUCGCCUCAACUCAUCUCUAAACCCAACGGAUCAACUUUUAAGGCCAAACAGAUAAGGAAUUGUAGGACUAGCAGUUUUUUUUCGUAAUCAUCUGCCUAAGACCUACAACUAGGACCUGGUUAGGUCACAUGAUCAGGAAAAAGUCCUACACCUAACAUUACAUUAUAAUAAAUUAUUAUUAAUAUGUUUAUCAAUAUGUUAUUACAUGGUACCAUGAUUACAUCAUGUUAAAUGCAGUCUGCUGGUUAGAUGGAAGAUCUGAUUGGUGUUGAGGGUUUAAUGGACAUAUGAGUGAACAUAAGAUGCUCUCCGCCCUAAUUUAAACUGAUCCAGCUACUGUAUAGCUGCAUGUGAUAAAGCUUUUUAAAUAACAGCAGCUUUACCAUAGAAAAUGAAUGCCUCGUUCCAGCUAGUAAAAUGAAGGAUCAUCACAGCCCAAAGUCAUAAUAUGGGGUCUUCCUAAAAUCUACCGUAAAUCUUAUUUGGAAAUUUGCUUAUCAAUUUAUCGUAAGUUAUAAAUAUAAUUUUAUUUUUAAGAUCUUUGUUAAAUGUUUAGUGGUACAAAUUCUGUUGUAUCAUAGUGUAUGUAUCUGCUUUAUUAAUAUUCAAAUGUACACUUUCAUUGUUUGCCAAAAAAUAUAUGCUAAUAAAUACUAUUAUGAAGCCAAA